This is a messenger RNA of Striga hermonthica, 1527 nucleotides long. Lineage: Eukaryota; Viridiplantae; Streptophyta; Magnoliopsida; Lamiales; Orobanchaceae. The record is from the annotation of a GenBank genome assembly.
AUGGCUUCAGAAAAUCAAGAAAAUGUCACCUUUCUGAAGAGAAUUGGUGGGUGGCUCAAGGGCAUUUUGGGAAGAACUGUACAUGCUGUGAUAAACACUGCAAAAGAUGCCAAGAGGCUCGGAGAAGAAGAUCCCAGAAGAAUUGUGCACUCCCUCAAAGUGGGAUUGGCCAUAACUGUGGUGUCUUUGUUCUACUAUUUCGAUUUUCUGUAUCAAGGGUUUGGGGUUAAUGCAAUGUGGGCUGUCAUGACUGUGGUUGUUGUUUUCGAAUUUUCUGUGGGAGCAACUCUUGGAAAAGGGGUAAACAGAGGAAUUGCAACGUUAUUAGGUGGUGGGUUAGGUGUUGUGGCUCAUCGGUUAGCAAGUUUUGCAGGGGAAAAGCCAGAAAGUAUCAUACUUGGGCUAUCUGUUUUCUUGAUAGCUAGUGUGGUAACAUUCGUUCGAUUUUUCCCGAAAAUGAAAGCGAGAUACGAUUAUGGGCUGCUUAUAUUCAUCCUCACAUUCAGCCUGAUAUCUGUGUCGGGCUAUCGGCAAGACGAGGUGCUGGACACGGCCCACCGGAGGCUGUCCACGGUACUUAUAGGCGGCUCGGCCUCUAUCCUCAUUUGCAUAUUCAUAUGCCCGACUUGGGCCGGCGAGGAUCUUCACAAACUCACUGCUGCCAAUAUGGAAAAGCUUGGGGCUUUCUUGGAAGGUUUUGGACGAGUAUACUUCCCGGAGCCGAACGAUGGGAACCUAGAGAACAAAAUGCCCAAGGAUGAAUACAAGAGUGUUCUCAACUCAAAGGCCAUUGAGGAUACUUUGGUAAAUUUCGCGAAAUGGGAACCUAGGCACGGUAAAUUUAGGUACCGUCAUCCUUGGGACCAAUACCUCAAGAUCGGGUCCUUAACCAGAGAAUGCGCGUUCAAGAUCGACUCACUCAAUGCCUAUCUCAAAUCAGAUGUUCAGACUUCGCUCGAAAUCCGAGAAAAAAUCAAAGAACCGUGCGUGAAAAUGAGUUCCGAGUGCAGUUAUGCCCUGAGGGAACUAUCAGUCGGGAUCGGGAAGAUGACCCGUUCGUUGACAGCCGACAUUCACGUUGUAAAAGCAAAGGCGUCCGCCAAGAGGCUCAAAGCCCAACUGAAAACGGGCCUUUGGCUCGAUACUGAUCUGCUGGACAUAGUCCCGGCUGUCACGGUUGCUUCGCUGCUGAUCGAGAUCGUCUCGUGCACGGUGAAGAUAGCUGACUCGGUUCACGAACUCGCCUCGAUGUCGAAAUUCAAGAUGCCCGAUGCGAAGAUGACUAAGCAACUGAGCCUGGAAAGGGUGGUUUCUAGGACUUUUAUCCCGGCUGUCACGGUUGCUUCGCUGCUGAUCGAGAUCGUCUCGUGCACGGUGAAGAUAGCUGACUCGGUCCACGAACUCGCCUCGCUGUCGAAAUUCAAAAUGCCCAAUGCGAAGAUGACAAAGCAACUGAGCCUGGAAAGGGUGGUGUCUGGGAAUUUUAGUAUUGAAGGAUCACACAAUGUUAAUAUCAUAGUUGAAUGA